AUGGACAAGGCCAACGGGACAAGGCCAACGGGACAAGGCCAACGGGACAAGGCCAACGGGACAAGGCCAACGGGACAAGGCCAACGGGACAAGGCCAACGGGACAAGGCCAACGGGACAAGGCCAACGGGACAAGGCCAACGGGACAAGGCCAACGGGACAAGGCCAACGGGACAAGGCCAACGGGACAAGGCCAACGGGACAAGGCCAACGGGACAAGGCCAACGGGACAAGGCCAACGGGACAAGGCCAACGGGACAAGGCCAACGGGACAAGGCCAACGGGACAAGGCCAACGGGACAAGGCCAACGGGACAAGGCCAACGGGACAAGGCCAACGGGACAAGGCCAACGGGACAAGGCCAACGGGACAAGGCCAACGGGACAAGGCCAACGGGACAAGGCCAACGGGACAAGGCCAACGGGACAAGGCCAACGGGACAAGGCCAACGGGACAAGGCCAACGGGACAAGGCCAACGGGACAAGGCCAACGGGACAAGGCCAACGGGACAAGGCCAACGGGACAAGGCCAACGGGACAAGGCCAACGGGACAAGGCCAACGGGACAAGGCCAACGGGACAAGGCCAACGGGACAAGGCCAACGGGACAAGGCCAACGGGACAAGGCCAACGGGACAAGGCCAACGGGACAAGGCCAACGGGACAAGGCCAACGGGACAAGGCCAACGGGACAAGGCCAACGGGACAAGGCCAACGGGACAAGGCCAACGGGACAAGGCCAACGGGACAAGGCCAACGGGACAAGGCCAACGGGACAAGGCCAACGGGACAAGGCCAACGGGACAAGGCCAACGGGACAAGGCCAACGGGACAAAACCAAUGGACAAAACCAAUGGACAAAAACAUAUUAAUAACUUAA
This is a messenger RNA of Schistocerca piceifrons (Central American locust), 879 nucleotides long. RefSeq names its product translation initiation factor IF-2-like. The record is from RefSeq and is a predicted model, not a curated record. The coding region runs from base 1 to 879 and encodes 292 amino acids. The transcript has a single exon. Lineage: Eukaryota; Metazoa; Arthropoda; Insecta; Orthoptera; Acrididae.